AUGUCCCCGUGUCCCAGAGGUGACAGUGACAAUGUCCCCGUGCCGCAGGCACUGACGGUGACGAUGACAGUGUCCCCAUGUCCCCAAGGUGACAGUGACAUUGUCCCCGUGCCGCAGGCGCUGACGGUGACGAUGACCAAGGCCGCGGGCAGUUUCCGCGCCCGGGGCUGGCUGUCCCCAAGGCGCCUCGGCUUCGACGGCGUCACCGCCUGCCUGGUGGCCGACCCCAGUGUCCCCGACUGCCACCUCGUCACCGUGGAUGUCACCGCUGUCCCCGAGGGUGGCCGCGCCCUCACCGUCACCAGCACCCGCCGCAACCCCGCCGAGCCCGGCCACGUCACGGGCAGCGCCACCCGCCACAGCUUCUGGAGCAGCGUGCUGGCCUGCACCGGGCACGGCGGCUGCCUCAAGCUCUGCUGAGGAAGGAGCGAGAGCGGAAACCCAGCGGGGACGCCGCGGGGACAAAUUUUGUUGUCGCCAAAUUUUGGGGACAAUAAAAUAAAAUAAAAAAACAAACAACCCGCCCGAG
Messenger RNA from Lonchura striata (white-rumped munia), 529 nucleotides. NCBI's taxonomy places the organism in Eukaryota, Metazoa, Chordata, Aves, Passeriformes, Estrildidae. The record is from RefSeq and is a predicted model, not a curated record.